GUGUUUCAGGGACUUUGUCAAAAGUCGUUGCGGGUGCAAGCAGCAAGAUGUGGAUGGCUGUGUGUGCGUGUUGUGCGUAAGUGAAGUUUAUUUUUUUACGCGAUGCAUUCCAUUCUUUUCUUUGCAUUUUGUGUUACUAUUCAUGGUUUAGAAGAAGACCCUAUGACAACAUACUAUAGACUUUAUCAAUACGGAGUCCAGUUUUACAAUGAGAAGAAUUUUACAGUUGCAAAGUCUCUUUUUGAGAAAGCUCUGGAAGAUUACCAUUUCUACCAUCAGAAUGCCAUUAACUGUCGUGUCGAAUGCCGUCGGGAAAAGAGCACUCUAGUAGAAAAUCUCGAGGAAUCUAGAAAAGUUUUAGAUAUUUUAGAAAUUAAUAUAUUUGAAAAUUUUAUCCAUCAAUCCAAAUGUAUCAAGAGAUGCUAUAAAAGAGUUUUUGGAGAGAGACCAGAUCAUCACCACAAUUCUGAAACAAAGAGAAUAGAUAAAGACUUUGAAGAUGGACGGAUUUUCCAGUACCUUCAAUUUUCCUAUUAUGAGUUGAAGGAUUAUACCAAGGCAGCGUCUGCGGCAUACACCUACUUUUUAAAACACCCGCAGGACCAGAAUGCUCGGCAUAAUGUCCAAAUGUACAGAGAAAAGUUUGAGGUCAAGGAUGAAGAGUUUGUUGACCUUGAGAGGAAGCCAUAUCAGGAGUCUCACAUACAGGGAGAAUUAGCGUACUAUGAUGGCAACUGGAGAGAUGUUAUCAUACAUUUUGAACGAGCCCUGAGAGAGUUUUACAGUGAGGAGGAGCGAUGUCGUCUACAGUGUGAGGACAAGCUCCUCAUUCCCUCACCAUUCCUGCUCAGUGACUUCUUCCAUUACUUGAAAGAUCUGUACACUCCUAUACUGAGAUGUCAGGCUGACUGUGAGUACAAACUGAGUCGGUUGUUUGCUGACCAUCAAGACGGCUUUCUGGAGGAGCAUUACAAUUUCCUGCAGUAUUCCUAUUACCAAACUGGGGACUUUGAGCGGGCAGCUGAGGCAAUUGGGGCGUUCCUCUUGUUUAACUCCUCCCACCAAGAGAUGCUUCAGAACCGCCUCUUCUUCACCACCCGGCUCGGUUACCAUGACUCCCACCUAAAAGCUAGAAAGGAGGCAGUGGAGUAUGUUGAGAUGCGGAAACGCCUGGAACUCCUGUUGAAUUACGCGGAAUCAAAUGACCUGGACGUGACAGAAGGAGGUACAAAGGAAGUUGACCAUUACCUGAAAGUUUUUGAAAAUCUUGGAAUAAAAGUUGUCCAGACACCACAGGAUCUGAAGGGCAGGAGGUUUACAGCAGAGGGCGUGCUCGGAGAGGAACAGAGGGAGGAGUUACUGAACCUGGUCAAGUCCACAGGAUUGGAUUCCUCUGAGGUUCAAACUAUUUCUGUUCCAAAGGCUAUAGAGGCUGUGAAGGGGGACCCAGACUUGGAGAUAUCACUGCGACUGUUCCUGAAACUGAGUGAGGCAGUAAGGUUUUAUACCUCUAAGUUCUUCAACCAGAGCAGCUUUUACACUAAGGAAACAAAGCUUGUGUGUAGGAAACCUACUGAACAAACAGAUGAAGAGAAGGAAACGGGAAGCAGCUGUUUCCCUCAGGAGGAUGGGAGUUGUUUGGAUCUGGAACAGGAACAUCUGGAUGGGGAUCCAGAUGAAUUUAUAGCAGUACUGUUUAUCAAUGAUGUAGACAAGGGUGGAGAGACGGUUUUCCUAAACAGGAAGAAUAAGGAGAUGGCUCAUGUUCGUCCAAAAAGGGGCCAUUUCAUAGUGUUUGAGACCUUGGACAAGCACAUGGUAACGCCCCCUGCCUCACAGCGAUGUGUUAUAUUAAUGACCUUCACCACAGAGAAGGCCAAGGACAAUCCAGAGUACCGUCAUGCCAUGAGAUUCCUUAAUGACCUUGAUGAAGAAAAAGUCCGAAAACUUCAUAUAGAUCAUUUAAAGAUGAUAGAAGAAAUCAAAGAUGAAGGUGUCUCUAUCAUACAAAGUGGUCAAGAACUUCAUGGUAAAGAAAGAUUUGUAGCUGAUGGGCUCAUGACUGAGGGAGAAUGUCAAAAACUGAUAUCUCUGUUGGAGGCUGGAGGUUUGGAGGGAGAUGGUUAUAGGGGAGACAAAUCUCCAUUGACUCAUAACGAAGUAUUCACUGGUUUGUCUGCGGAGCGAGCCCAAAAGAGAGGUGGACUUGAAGGUGAUGGAUACAAAGGGAAAACGGAAUCAGGGCCCAACAAAAUAUCGCCUCACACUAAUCUUGAAAUGUUUGAGGGCAUCACGGUUGGUAGGGCUACCCAGCUGGUGAGAUCAGGCAAACUACCCAAAGACUUGGUGCAGUUGUUUUUGAGAAAAAGUGAGCAGGCUCGAGUUCUUGUUGAGAACUUCUUUAACCUGACCCGCCCUCUCUACUUUGAUUUUACACACCUGGUCUGCCGGACAGCCAUUGAAGAGGAUAAUGAAGAGCGAAGAGACUUGAGUCAUCCAGUUCAUGCUGACAACUGCCUGAUUCAACCGGAUGGGUCCUGCUUGCGCCAAUUCCCAGCAUACAUUGCAAGAGAUUACAGUGCUGUGCUGUACCUAAAUGGUAAUCCUGAUUUCAUGGGAGGGGAAUUUUUCUUUGCCCAUGGCAACAGAACGGAACAGGUUACUGUUCCCCCCAGGUGUGGGAGGAUGGUUGGGUUUAACGCCGGCGAUUACCACGGGGUGCGAGCGGUCACCAAGGGUCGCCGCUGUGCCAUUGCUAUGUGGUACACCAUGGACCCAAACACACAGGAGCUGGCCCGCCUGCAAGCCUGGAAAAAAAUGGCACCACAAAAUGUUGUUCAAGGAGAAACUUCAGAGUCUGGUGAAGCAAAUGAAAAAUUUGACUACUUUGAAGAAGCUGAAGAAAGGAAUGUGAACAAAGAAGGAGCUAAUUUUUUGACUGAUGUGAAGGAUAUUGGAAUUAAUAUAAAAAUACAUGUAGAAGCAAAUGAUUUGGAUUCAGAGCAUCUACAAAAUAAUGAUAUAUCUGAAAAAGAGUUAGAAUUUGUAAAAGAAACUUACAACAAGAAUGGAGUAAGGGACAAUGGAAACAGAAAAAACAAUAAACAUGGGGAACUGUGAGAUCCAAAAAAUCAAUUCAUUAGAAAAAUUUCUGUCAGAUUUUGUUCCGAUCUACUACAUUCCCUGUCAUGAUGAAUGAUUUCAACGAAAUUUGUUCUUAUAGUGUUAGCUGUAAAGGCAAAGUUGGGAAUACCUGACAAGAUAUUAAACUUUACACUUUAUUUUUUCUGUAAGAAUGCUCACACUGUUGAGGAAAUCAUAGUUUUUGUUACUUCAACAUUCAUUAUACCCCCCGCUCUGAAGGAGAAGGGGGUAUAUUGUUUUACUCUUGUGUGUCUAUCUGUCCCUCCGUCUGUCCCUAACAAAAAAUUCUGUCACAUUUUUCUUAGCAACUAUUCAUAGCAGGUGCUUGAAAUUUUAACUCAAUCUUUGUUUAGGCAUGUCAUAUGGUGGGAUUUAUUUUUGUACCAAUUGAACGUCAACUUCCUGUUAAAUGAUGACUGUCUAUAUUUAGCCUUAAUUUUCAAACAAAUUUUUGUCAAAGAUUUCUCAACAACUAUUCAUUGGAGAUGUUUGAAAUUUUAACACACUCUUUGUUUAGGCAUGUCAUAUUGUGGGAUCUAUAAAUUGUUUUACCAAUCUUGCAAAGGAAUGUUUAGAAAAAAAAAAACCAAGAAAAGCUGAACUUUGUGUGGAAGCGUCCUCAGGUAGUGUAGAAUUAAUUUGUUAAAGCCAUGAUCUUCGGAGGUAGGUUGGGCCACAUGGGUGUAAGGGUCGGGGGUUCCAAUUAAACAUACAAUUUUUGUCCCCCGCCGCAACGCGGAGCGGGGACAUAGAAAUGCCGGGCGUCCGUCCGUCCGUGGGUCCGUGCAUCCGUGUGUCCGUGCGUCCGUCCGUCACACUUUUUUGUAAGCGCUCUCAUGCCUACAAAUUUUGACAGAUUUUCAUUAAAUUUAUACCAAAUGUUUAUACCACUAUUACCUUGGUCAAGUUCGAAAAUCAGCAUUGGUCGAUACUUUUUGUUGGAGUUAUGGGACUUUGACUGCAAUAAUGACUCCGUUUUAUCCAAAAAUUGACCUUGUAAGCACUCUCAUGCCUACAAAUUUUGACAGAUUUUCAUUAAAUUUAUACCAAAUGUUUAUACCACUAUUACCUUGGUCAAGUUCGAAAAUCAGCGUUAGUCGAUACUUUUUGUUGGCGUUAUGGGACUUUGACCACAAUAAUGACUCCGUUUUAUCCAAAAAUUGACCUUGUAAGUGCUCUCAUGCCUACAAAUUUUGACGGAUUUUCAAUAAAUUUAUACCAAAUGUUUAUACCACUAAUACCUUGGUCAAGUUCCUAAAUCAGCCUUGGUCGAUAGACUCGAUACUAGUAUACUGCUUGACCGGCGGGGGACCCUGGAAUUCUAUUCUUGUUAAUACUACAUGUGUUCUGAAAAAUUCAAAUGUUAUGAUAUGAAAUGUUAGAUAAUACGGUAUUACUCAUAUGCAAGCAUCUUGAUAUUUUGUUGAUCUCAAUCGUUUUUGAGAACUGACAAACUCAGUAUGUGAUAUGACUAUAUGAAAUCAUCCUGAUUCAAAAGGGGCUCAAUGUUUAAUAAGUCACCAUGACAAAAAUUUGAAUUUCUUUUUAUACAGGGUCUACGGAACUACAUGUUCUUAAUAUUUUCUAUACGACUCCAUCAAACCGAUUUUAUUAUCAUGGCUAUUGUUGUUCAGGUGAGAGAUGUGGCCCAUUGGCCUCUUGUUUUAACUAUAGUGGGUCUUAUGUAAGGCAGAUCAGUGGGAAAUCAGUGGUUCACCAUGCAUCUCAAGUCAGCAUAUCUCAGAAAAUCCUCACGCAUACUCUUGAAGGAGAAGGAAUGGUACACUUAAAGAAAAAAUCAACUUGUACUCUGUCUAUGAUGAUUAAAAUAAGGUUUGCAAUGUAACUCCUCUACCACAGUACAUGUAACACUAGUAAGCUUUGUACUUUUUAGGUUUUACAAUUCUAAGGUAGUAUGCAACAUGCACCUUGAGAAGGUACCCCAUAAUCAAAAUCUAUUCACCAUUUUGAAAUUUCGAAUUGUACUAUAUUUGUACCGGUAACUUGCAUAUCACUUUAUUUGCAGUAAAUCUGUUUAUCAAGUACAUACAAUACACAUUAAUUGAU
This is a messenger RNA of Magallana angulata, 5211 nucleotides long. Its product is annotated as prolyl 3-hydroxylase 2-like. Gene Ontology annotation, biological process: collagen metabolic process. The transcript is spliced from 19 exons. Lineage: Eukaryota; Metazoa; Mollusca; Bivalvia; Ostreida; Ostreidae. The record is from RefSeq and is a predicted model, not a curated record. Gene Ontology annotation, molecular function: oxidoreductase activity, acting on paired donors, with incorporation or reduction of molecular oxygen; iron ion binding; protein binding. The coding region runs from base 103 to 3120 and encodes 1005 amino acids.